AUGUACUAUGUGAUCCCAUGUAAAUAUCCCAUGUACUAUGAGGUAAUAUGUAAAGAUUCCAUGUACUAUGAGAUAAUACAUAAAUAUCCUGUGUACUAUGAUAUCCCAUGUAAAGAUCCAGUGUACUAUGAUAUCCCAUGUAAAGAUCUCAUGGACUAUGAGAUAUGUAAAGAUCAUGUGUACUAUGAGAUCCCAUGUAAAGACCCCUUGUACUUUGAGAUACUAUGUAAAGAUCCCGUGUACUAUGCGAUCCCAUGUAAAGAUCCUGUGUACUAUGAGAUCCCAUGUAAAGAUCCUGUGUACUAUGAGAUAAUAUGUAAAGGCCCCGUGUACUGUAAGAUAAUAUGUAAAGAUCCUGUGUACUAUAAGAUAAUAUGUAAAUAUCCUGUGUCCUAUGAGAUCCGAUGUAAAUAUCGCGUGUACUAUGAGAUAUGUAAAGAUCCUGUGUACUAUGAGAUAAUAUGUAAAGAUCCUGUGUACUAUGAUAUCCCAUGUAAAGAUUCUGUGUACUAUGAGAUAAUAUGUAAAUAUCCUGUGUCCUAUGAGAUCCCAUGUAAAUAUCGCGUGUACUAUGAGAUAUGUAAAGACCCCAUGUACUAUAAGAUAAUAUGUAAAGAUCCUGUGUACUGUGAUAUCCCAUGUAAAGAUCCAGUGUACUAUGAUAUCCCAUGUAAAUAUCGCGUGUACUAUGAGAUAUGUAAAGACCCCAUGUACUAUAAGAUAAUAUGUAAAGAUCCUGUGUACUAUGAUAUCCCAUGUAAAAAUCCAGUGUACUAUGAUAUCCCAUGUAAAGAUCCCAUGUACUAUGAGAAAUGUAAACAUCACGUGUACUAUGAGAUAAAAUGUAAAUAUCCCAUGUACUAUGUGAUCCCGUGUACUAUGAGAUAA
Messenger RNA from Pelobates cultripes (western spadefoot toad), 888 nucleotides. The record is from the annotation of a GenBank genome assembly. Lineage: Eukaryota; Metazoa; Chordata; Amphibia; Anura; Pelobatidae.